This is a messenger RNA of Pisolithus orientalis, 2662 nucleotides long. Its product is annotated as UTP-glucose-1-phosphate uridylyltransferase. Gene Ontology annotation, cellular component: cytoplasm. Gene Ontology annotation, biological process: UDP-alpha-D-glucose metabolic process; glycogen metabolic process. The transcript is spliced from 11 exons. Gene Ontology annotation, molecular function: UTP:glucose-1-phosphate uridylyltransferase activity. Bases 383 to 2407 code for a protein of 674 amino acids. NCBI's taxonomy places the organism in Eukaryota, Fungi, Basidiomycota, Agaricomycetes, Boletales, Pisolithaceae. The record is from RefSeq and is a predicted model, not a curated record.
CCGUGCCUUUGGAGCAGACGAAGCUUCCUCUCUGGAGACGGCGAAGCAAAGCCGGGACUGUUAUGAAGGUUUUGCACCCUGCAGCUAGACUACUAUGCGGAGUAUAACAGAGACAAUACUCGGGCGGGUUCGGCGGGGUCACUGUGUAGUGCGGGAUAGCUAAUAAACACAAGGAACGCGUUGGGAGGACUGGCAAGUGAUCCGAGCGACACCCGUGGCUGGUCUAGACUGGGGACGUGUCGUGUACCGAUAUGUAAAGAAUGCCAGGAAGUUGAGUGAUAAGGGUUAUAAAAGCAAGCUGGGUCCCUCUUAGCCGGGAGAAAACGCCAUCCAGCACGCCCCUGGCCUCUUUUAUCGAUUUAACCUUUUUUUGGGCUAUCUUAUGCAAACACGUUCGUCUUGCCACCGAACAGUCGGUGGCAGUCAGGAUAACAAUCAUCGUCGCCGGCCCAGCCCGAUUCAACUUGGAGUCAACCAGCGAACACAUCAUACAACUAGAACGGUGUUGCCAGGGCCCUCGUCGCCUCUUGCACGGUACUCGUUGACAGCAGUAGUCGACGAACGUGUGAGCCGAGAAUUGGACAUAGUAGGGCGACGAGUUAUCCAACGUAAAUCUGUUUGCGGGCUCAUACCGGAAGAAUUGGGGGGUCUGAGCUCGGAUUUGUCCGCGACUCUCCACAACCAUAUCGAUCUCAGCUCCGAGUUUCUUAAGCGACACCACAAGCCAAGAUCGCCCCCCACAAGGACGUUUUCUGACCCUCUGAUCCUUUCCACCAACACCACCCAACCGAUACACAUUCCAAAGUACUUAUAUACCUCGUCCCACUGCCGUCGUCCGCCACUGACAUCUAUAUCCAGUACCAUGGCUACCCUUGCACCUCGUGCAGACUCCUUCAACGCUCGUGUCCGUGGCAGUAGCCACAUCGACUUCAAGACAGCCACCACUGGCGUUGCUGCCAAGGCCAUGCGCAACGAGAUUGCUCGUCUCGUCAACACGGUCGAAGAUCCUGCCACGAAGAGGGCUUUCGAUACCGAGAUGCAGUCUUUCUUUUAUCUUUUCACCCGGUAUCUCUCAGAACGCGCAAAGAGCGUGGACAUGCACGUCGUUUCAUCACAUUUACCUGACUGGGAUCGUAUAAAGUCCCCCGCCGGCGACCAGAUCGUUCCCUACGAUUCCCUUUCGCAACCGCGGGACAACAGUAACUUCAACAAACUUGCUGUUCUCAAAGUAAACGGAGGUCUCGGUACCUCUAUGGGUAUGACCGGGGCCAAGAGUGCUCUCGAAGUCAAGGAUGACAUGACCUUUCUCGAUCUGACCGUCCGUCAGAUUGAACAUCUCAAUAUGACUAACGGUGUUAAUGUUCCGCUUAUCCUCAUGACGUCGUUUAAUACCCACGAGGACACCCUCCGUAUUAUCAAAAAGUACGCCAACCAACAGGUCCAGAUCACCACUUUCAACCAGUCGCGGUACCCCCGUAUUUACAAGGAGACUCUUCUCCCGUGCCCGAAGCGUGCCGAUGACGACAAGAAACAUUGGUACCCUCCCGGUCAUGGUGACUUGUACAAUGCUAUACACCAGUCUGGGGUCUUGGAUCAGCUCAUCGCGGAAGGUAAAGAGUACCUGUUUGUAUCCAACUCUGAUAACCUGGGUGCUGUCAUGUCAGUGUGGACUGAGAAGAUCUUGCAACAUAUGAUCGACUCGCAGGCAGAGUUCUUGAUGGAGGUCACCGACAAGACCAAGGCUGAUAUCAAGGGUGGAACGCUUAUUGAUUACGAGGGCUCCGUUCGUUUGCUUGAGAUUGCCCAAGUCCCUUCAGAACACGUUGAGGAUUUCAAAUCUGUCCGCAAAUUCAAGAUCUUCAACACUAAUAACUUGUGGGUCAACCUCAGGGCAUUGAAGCGCGUAAUGGAGAAUGAGGGUAUGGAGCUCGAGAUUAUCGUUAAUCCCAAGGCAACCGACGACGGCCACCCCGUCAUCCAGCUGGAAACUGCGGCAGGUGCCGCGAUCAAGCACUUCAAAAAUGGUCACGGUGUAAACGUUCCCCGUUCCCGCUUCCUUCCUGUCAAGUCUUGCUCCGAUCUCUUACUUAUCAAGAGUGAUAUCUAUUCUCUGCGCCACGGGCAGCUCAUCCUCAACGAGAGCAGGAUGUUCGAGACUAUCCCCGUGAUCAAGCUUGGUGAUCACUUCAAGAAGAUCCAGCAGUUCCAGAAACGGUUCAAAAAGAUCCCGAAAAUCAUUGAGCUUGACCAUCUUACCGUCACUGGCGACGUGUACUUUGGUAGGAACGUGACUCUCAGGGGAACUGUUAUCGUCGUUGCCAACGAGGGGCAGCGUAUUGACAUUCCUGAUGGCUGCAUCCUUGAAAACCGUCUGUUGUCUGGAAACCUUAAUAUGAUCGAAUUGUAGGGAGUGUAGUGUCUCCUUGAUCAGGCGCGGUAUAUUAGCAUUUGCGAACGCUGCUACGUUUGUCGUUUACCCGACUGUGGAAAAUAUACGUAUGAAGGAUGGACUUUACUGGUUAUUAGACUCGGAAAUUGAUACAAAAAAUUCGAUGCAAGCUGUAGUUGUAUAUUCUUGCGAUGCGAUUCUGUCCCGUAGCAACACGUGACAAGCAAUGCUAGCUUGUCACGUGGUGACUAUGUACAACUUGGUGAACGUUCU